UAUAGUUGGUUCAGAGUUUGUUUUGAUAUUUCAACCUGCGUGUCCUGAUCGCGUCUGUUGUGGAUGGACAAAAUGAACAUGCGCGCGAUGGCGGCGGGUCUAGUCGGCAUGUUAGAAAGGGAUGUCAUAUGACUAGCUAAGUGAUAAUAAAAAAAUAUAUGCAUUAAAACUGUUUUGUUCAGUUUGACGGUCUUUUUGAGUACUGCUCAAAACCAACCGAUUUAGACUCGGAUAUUAAGUACGCAAUAUUUAAGAACGUCUUUACAGUACACAUGAACACUCAUCAUGCACUGUGUCUUUAACGGGUUGAGCCCCUGCUAGCCAAUGAGAUGAGCCGGACACACUGUACCCGGAAGAAAGCCGACUGUAUGAGCAAUGAUGAGCUGUAGCUAACAUGUACAUGAUUAAUUAUAUCGCUAUUUAUUUCACUUUUAUUUUAACCGGUGAUCUUUUUAUAUAAUUUAAAGGCUGACAUUCUCGUAUGAACCUGGUUGGUAACUUGGCUCCUAUCACAAGGUUUGGCUUAGUUAACAUGUCAGCAACAGCAGAUCACUUCAUGUAUUUUGCUUUUGGAAGCAACUUGUUGAAGGAGAGACUCCAGCUGGCGAACCCCUCGGCUAUAUUUCAUUGCACCGGUCGACUGAAGCAGGACUACACAUUGAACUUUGGUCUGUGGGGGGAGCACAUUGACAACCGUUGGCAUGGCGGAGUAGCAACCAUCGAGCAGAAAGAGGGGGGAGAGGUGUGGGGGGUGGUCUGGCGGAUGAGCAACGACCACCUAGCCAGCCUGGACCAGCAGGAGGGGGUGGACAGGGGUAUGUACUUCCCCCUAGAGGUGACAGUGGAGACGGAUGAUGGGGCACUACUCUGUAGAACAUACCAGAUGAACCGCUUCCACGCCUGUCCCCCCUCGCCACAAUACAAACAGGUGGUGUGUUUAGGAGCCCAGCAGAACGGUCUACCAGUGCAGUACGUGAGGAGACUAGAGGAGGUUCAGACCAACAACUACAGCGGCCCUUCUAUCCUGGACCAGAUCUCACAGGUCAUUAAGUAAUUCUGAUAUUUUUUUCCACUAAUUGGUCUUUUGAUUUGGUAUUUUGACCAAUCAGAUCAGCUCUGAAAAGAUAU
Coregonus clupeaformis (lake whitefish) is the source of this 1128-nucleotide messenger RNA. It is a transcript of the gene ggcta, whose product is annotated as gamma-glutamylcyclotransferase a. The record is from RefSeq and is a predicted model, not a curated record. The coding region runs from base 482 to 1054 and encodes 190 amino acids. Gene Ontology annotation, molecular function: gamma-glutamylcyclotransferase activity. Lineage: Eukaryota; Metazoa; Chordata; Actinopteri; Salmoniformes; Salmonidae. The transcript is spliced from 4 exons.